Messenger RNA from Camellia sinensis, 2642 nucleotides. The record is from RefSeq and is a predicted model, not a curated record. NCBI's taxonomy places the organism in Eukaryota, Viridiplantae, Streptophyta, Magnoliopsida, Ericales, Theaceae.
UUUUGGAACCCUAACCUAAAGUGAAAAGAACUGGUCAAUUUUAUGCCUCCAAAGAUUCGAAUUGUACAAAACAAACAAAGCUUUCCGAACCAGUGAGAAAUCAAACCCAGCAAAAAUGUUGUUUCAAUUCAACAAAUUUAGCAUUCUAUACACGACUUCCAUACUUCUAUAAUCUAUUCGAUCAAGCUCUUUGAUUCCCCUUUCUAUUGCAGGACAUUCAUGAACUUUAACACAGAGCUGAGCUGAGAUCAUGAGAUGAGAAUGAGAAGAAAGUGUAGGCUUUGGUGGCCUACCCACCUCUCAUCGACUUAUCCAGCUUCCUCGAUCUUCCUCUUUGGGUGGUUUGUUUCGUCCCCCUCGGCUUCUCUCGACAUCGUAGUGGCUUUUGCUUGCGAUGAGGCUUCACUCUCUUCAAUCCAAUCUCGUGUUGAGGGGAUCAUCCGUGAAACUAGUGGAAGUAUGCCUGUAUCUGUGCAAGAUAAAUGCAUGUUCUCUUUGCUUGGUCAUUGUGCAGUAGAUUUGAGCUGCAAUGGUCAAUCGCUGACAGUUGGAGUGGAAGAAAAUAGUCAAAUUAACUCCACUAAUGGUAAUAUAUGUACACAAAGCAGUCAAUAUAUGUUAGAUAAAAAAUACGGACGCUGGAGCUGUGGAUGCUACAAAUAUGAUGGAUUAUUAGACCAUUGUGAACUGAUUUCUGCAGAAAAAAAUAUUUGGAUCCAGCUAGUAUAUGAUUCUCAUGGAUAUAUUGGUAGAAAAAUCAAGUGGAUCCCUAAAUUGCAUCACAUACAUUGGAACGGGCAAAGAGUGUCACAUUUUGAUGUCCACGUAAUAGUCUAUGAAACUCCCAUGUUUGGCAGUCACCAUUUUUCAUUGGGGUUUUGGAGUUCUGAACAAGUGAAAAAUCCUCUGAAGAAACCUAAGUGGUUUGAAGAACUUCAUCAAAAGCAGCCACUCCUGGACUUGGACACGGUGGUUCUGGCAAUCAACUGUGCUAAUGCUGCCAAAUUAUUCUUUGAAAGACAUGUGGGCCCUGAAAGAUCUACUGUUCGGUUCCCCAUUGUUUACAUGUGUGUUAAUUUGACAUGGCAACUGUUGGCCAUGUCAAUUGCUUCAUUGUCCACUUUAUUUUAUAUAAUUUUUCAGUUUCUUCAUGUCCUUUUGAGCUCUAAAUCUCAAUCAUGGAUGUAUCUCACAUUGGAAAAGGUAUUCAGCAAAACAUGGAAAAAUAUUCAAAUCCGCUGUUCUCAAAUAUUGUAUUGGCCAAUCUUCCUUAAAGAUGACUGUCUCAGGUCUCACUCAUGUGUGGAAUACGCGGAGAAAGCUACAUUCCAUAAGCAUUCCAUGUGGUCAAGUGUUGCUAUUGAUGUUCUUUUGGGCUACUUUCUUGGUAUAGCAUUAUUCUUUCAUGCAGAAUCUGCUUGCCUAUGGGUUUCAAACUUUGCCGAUGACAUAACAAACUAUUUGUUGCGUACCGGUUGUGUGUGGUUGAUGGGUGUGCCUGCGGGUUUCAAGUUGAACACUGAACUUGCAAGAGUUCUUGGCAUGAUCUCUCUUAAUGCAAUCCAAAUUUGGUCUACUCUUUGGUUCUUUGUGGGUUCCCUCUUCAUUCAUUUUGUUGAAGUACUUGCUAUAUCAGCGGUUGUUUUUGGUUUGACUACACCUGCUGCUCUUAUCAUAGACAUGAUUUUGUUGGCAACAUUACAUGUGUCAACUCUUCACUGGUUAAUAUCACACUUGUAUUCUCACCAGAUACAGGCAAUAACUGCUUUAUGGCGCCUUUUCAGGGGUCGAAAGUGGAAUCCUCUUCGUCAGAGAUAUGAUAGCUAUGACUACACCGUAGAGCAACACAUAGUUGGGUCUCUUCUAUUUACACCGCUCCUACUUCUACUACCAACGACUUCUGUUUUCUACAUUUUCUUCACCAUUAUGAAAACUACCAUCAGCUUUAUCUGCAUAGCAGUUGAAUUCAUUAUAUCUGUCAUUCAUGCGACACCUUACAUCAAGAUUUUUCUAUGGUUUGUGAGGCCAAGAAGAUUUCCCUCUGGCAUAUGGUUUGAAAUUAUAUCCUGUCAGAGUAACGCUGUUGAUCCUAUGGACAUUGGAUGUCUUCAUGAUACUUCUACACCAUCUGAGAGGACAUUGCAAAGACCGGAUCAGUCCAGUGUUUUGGUUUCAUAUCUUCACAGCAACUUUUCGAAUAUAGGACAAGUUGUCUGGCCUCACUAUAGACAUGUAUUUUCUGUGGUUUCUCGGUCAUUUGUUGCCUCAUCAGCGUAUGGAGUUCUCACCGGGAAUAGGAUCCCAUCAACUCUGGGAACUGGUCUUCCUUCAACAAUGCCGUGGAUGUUGAUCCCAUAUAAAGAGUAUUGGCUCACUUGUCGUGAUGCAGUUCUUGCAUGCAAGGCAGAUCAUCACCGUGAUUCAUUUCAAUAAUUGAGCAGCACAUUUAGUUAGAGUUUUUCUUCUCUUAACUGUUUUUUGAUUCUUAAUUUGUAAAUUCUUUCUGUUGAUUACACUGAGAGUUUAGGCUUAUUCCGCUCAUGUUAAGGUUCAAUACUAAGCAUAUCAUUGAUUCAGUUUUGAAAGGUUCUGUAUUGAUUCAGUUUGUGUUAGGAAGGAGAAAUUUGUUUUGCUUUUCUCUC